AGCCCGAACUCGGAGCCUCCGCCAGUGCCCCCGGCCCGGUUUCGGGACCCGGUCGCCUCCGUUUACCGCGACCAUGUUUGACAAGACGCGGCUGCCGUACGUGGCCCUCGAUGUGGUCUGCGUGUUGCUGGCUUCCAUGCCUAUGGCUUGUGUAAAUUUUGGCCAAAUAUAUCCAUUUAAGAGAGGCUUUUUCUGUAAUGACAGCAGCAUCCAGUAUCGAUACCAUGACAGUACGGUCACCACUACUAUGCUCAGCCUAGUGGGGCUUUCCCUUCCCAUGUCCUCUAUGAUUAUUGGAGAAUCCCUCUGUGUCUACUUUAAUCUCCUGCACUCAAACUCUUUUGUCAGGAAUAACUAUGUGGCCACUAUUUACAAAGCCAUUGGAACGUUUUUAUUUGGUGCGGCUUGUAGUCAGUCUCUGACUGACAUUGCCAAAUAUUCAAUAGGCAGACUAAGGCCUCACUUUUUGGAAGUUUGCGACCCAGAUUGGUCAAAAAUCAACUGCAGUGAAGGUUACAUUGAAGAUUUUGAAUGUCGAGGGGAUGCACGUAAAGUUAGGGAAGGCAGGUUGUCCUUUUACUCGGGCCAUUCUUCCUUCUCCAUGUACUGCAUGCUGUUCCUGGCACUUUAUCUCCAAGCAAGGAUGAAGGGAGACUGGGCAAGACUCUUACGCCCUACAUUACAAUUUGGUCUCUUUGCUAUGGCUGUUUACGUGGGCCUCUCUCGAGUUUCUGACUACAAACACCACUGGAGCGAUGUGCUGGUUGGACUCACACAAGGAGCUUUGUUUUCAGUAUUAGUUGUUGUAUAUGUAUCAGAUUUCUUCAAGCAGAGAAAUUCUCCUUUUAAAGAGGAGUCCUCUCAUACAUCUCUGCAUGAUACAACAAGAGCAGGGAAUCACUACCGGAACAGUAACCAGCCUUGAAGGUGGCAGAGUGCCCAAACAAAGCUGGCCUGCUAUGUAAAAGAAAUGAUUACAACCAGAAGACAAAGAAGAUGCAUUUUCAUCCUGGUGUAUAAGCCUUAAAGGAACUGCUGCUGCUAUACCUCCUUGGAUGCCCACUUUACCUGUGUGUAUAUAGUUACAUUUAACACAACAAUUAUCUAAUAGCUCCCAGAUUAUUAAAAAAAGUCAAGCCUUUCACUAAAAUAAUGCCCACCUGUACAUUUUUUUUUAUUAAAAAAUGUAAUGCUUAUGUACAAAUGUAUAUGUAAUAUGCUUUCUUGGAAUGAAGCUUGAUUUAAAUAUAAUACAUAUUAAAAUAUUGAGGAAAACGG
Sorex araneus (European shrew) is the source of this 1278-nucleotide messenger RNA. RefSeq names its product phospholipid phosphatase 1 (gene PLPP1). The coding region runs from base 74 to 925 and encodes 283 amino acids. NCBI's taxonomy places the organism in Eukaryota, Metazoa, Chordata, Mammalia, Eulipotyphla, Soricidae. Gene Ontology annotation, biological process: phospholipid metabolic process; phospholipid dephosphorylation; signal transduction. Gene Ontology annotation, molecular function: phosphatidate phosphatase activity. The record is from RefSeq and is a predicted model, not a curated record. The transcript is spliced from 6 exons.